Molecule: messenger RNA, 2208 nt
Organism: Nelumbo nucifera (sacred lotus)
Lineage: Eukaryota; Viridiplantae; Streptophyta; Magnoliopsida; Proteales; Nelumbonaceae
Product: cyclin-D1-1-like
Source: RefSeq, a predicted model, not a curated record
UUUCAGAGCACAGCCCAAGCCUCUGUAUUCUAGCAUUAUCAAUAGGACUAGGCAUUAGGAUCUUGAGGCCACUUUUCCACGAUUUUCUUCCUUUCUCCUCACGCUGACCAUUAUCACGUCUCAUUUACCGGCAUCUCGGAUUCGUUGGGGAUGGCAACAAGAGAAUGAGGAUUUGUCUACGAUUAUGUCUUUAUCUUACUCGGAUUGCUCCUCCGACCUCCUCUGUUGUGAGGAUGCCGGAGUCUUGGAUGGAGAUUUGUCGGACUACUCCCAGGAUAUUGAAUAUCCGGCGGAUACGGAGGAGUCUAUCGCCGGAUUUAUAGAAGAUGAAAGAGACUACAUGACGGGUUGCGAUUAUACCGCCAGGUUUCAGUCUCGAUCGCUGGAUGCUUCAGCGAGGCAGGAGUCCGUAGAGUGGAUUCUCAAGGUACAAGCGUUCUACCAUUUCCAGCCGUUGACGGCGUAUCUUUCCGUUAAUUACCUGGAUCGGUUUCUAUCUUCUAGCCGCCUGCCGCAAGCAAAAGGGUGGCCAUUACAACUUUUAUCUGCUGCCUGCUUGUCAUUGGCUGCUAAAAUGGAGGAACCCCUUGUUCCUUCUCUUUUGGAUCUUCAGGUUGAAGCUACAAAAUUCAUCUUUGAACCAAGGACAAUUCAAAGAAUGGAGCUCCUUGUCCUUAGCGCCUUGGACUGGAGGCUACGGUCCAUUACACCCUUCAACUUUGUUAAUUACUUCGCCUACAAAGUUGACUCAAGUGGAACCCUAAUUGGUUUCCUUGUUUCACGAGCCACAGAAAUUAUUCUAGCUAUCAUCCGAGAGAUAAAUUUUCUAAAGUAUCGUCCGUCGUCGGUAGCUGCGGGAGCCAUACUCUGUGCGGCCAAGGAAAACCCAAAUCUAUCUCUUGUUGUUAACCCAGGAAAUGCUGUAUCGUGGUGCGACGGACUAUGCAAAGUAAGGAUGCAUUAUGAUUAUGGUUGGGCUUUUGGGCAUGUGUUUACACCAAAGAAUAACUAUGCCAACUCGAGAAAGUACCAAUUUUUGCAGGAUAGGAUUGUCAGUUGCUACAGGUUAAUGCAACAACUUGUGCUUGACAAUCGCCAGAGAAAGCCCCCAAGAGUCCUGCAACAGCUCCGAGUAACCACUCCCGCGGGAAUCGCUUCCGGUGAUUCAUCUUCUUCAUCAUCUUCAUCUUGCAACAAAAGGAGAAAGCUGAACAACUGUUUAUGGGCAGAUGAUGACAAGGAUAGACUUUGAGAUGAAAUAUUGGAAUGGAUAUGGGUUAGGGUUCGAGUCCGAGAGAGCAAGAGAAAGGAAAUGUUUGGUGGUGGUCCACGUUGGUCUGAAAUCCUCGUUAUUUUUGGGAGGAUUUGGAGAUUACUUUGACUUUAGAAAAUGUAGCCUAGAUUAUGUAUGAGAGUACUUUUUUUUUUUUUUCAUAUUUUGUUUGUGUGUGAGUGUUUCAGUUGCCAUUAGUUAAUGGCUUUGUGCAGAUUCCCGGGGGAAGGGAAUUUGUUAUAUUUGUUAUACUUUUGUGUGAGAAGGUCAGAGAGAGAGAGAAGUUUACGACUGGAGUCAAGAGUGUGAAAGAAGUGGAGACUGAAUUCAAGUAACAAAAUUGCUUGUUGAAUGAGAGGGAGGAGAUGGUGGGGGCCAUUCAAGGGUUUUCGUUUUUUGGUUUUUUGGGAGGGGGGUCGUUUGUUUGAGAAGAAAAGGGACGUUAAGUGGGUGGCAUUUGGGAGAAUAAUUAAGGGAUUGAAGUUGGAGGUGUUCAUGGGCGAUAAGUCAGGUUUCUCAUUCAGAGCAUCAUCAUUGCUUCGACUUCCGUGUCUUUAGCGUAGAAAGGAGGGAAACGAAAUAAAGCCAAGGAAAAUAAAAAAGAAAAGGCUCCACAUGAACUUCUGGAGUGGUAUUUUGCUUGUGUAUGGUUGUUUAUUUGGCCGGAAUGGUGGCCUAACCGUAGCCUAACUAUAGCAGGCUUGCGUGCUAGCUACAUGAGUCUGUAGUUCCACUUGUUUAUUCACUUGUUUUUUUUUUUCCUUCUUCUUUUGAAAGGGCCGAGGGGGGAUCGGUCCUCUUCAAAGGCAAAAGUUCGGCUACACAGACACAAAAGGUCUUUGGGGCCUUUUAAGUGGUGUUGUAUUUGUUAAUAUAUCAACAAUAGAAAUCUAUUUUAUAUAUUUAUUGAGAUUCUCAAUCUCUCUAGCUUCUUA